Lytechinus pictus (painted urchin) is the source of this 2411-nucleotide messenger RNA. Its product is annotated as catechol O-methyltransferase-like. Bases 154 to 915 code for a protein of 253 amino acids. Gene Ontology annotation, biological process: dopamine metabolic process; developmental process; catecholamine catabolic process. The record is from RefSeq and is a predicted model, not a curated record. The transcript is spliced from 5 exons. Gene Ontology annotation, molecular function: catechol O-methyltransferase activity. Lineage: Eukaryota; Metazoa; Echinodermata; Echinoidea; Temnopleuroida; Toxopneustidae.
GUCUCUGCAAAUACUGUAGCCUAUCCCGGAGUACGAUGAUACAUGUACAACACAUAUUCCUGCACACUAGCGGGUCGGUUUACACAUUAAUGUUGUCUGUGCAUGACAUUCUUGUUCGAAAGGUUGUGAAACGAUGAUGUACAAGUUUUGAAGAUGGAGAAAUGGAGAUCACAAGUACAACAGCUUUCAUGGAGUCAGUAUAUAUAUUGCAUGAUCUUACUCUUCUUGUACGAUCCAGACGAAGGAGUCUUAAAGGGAUUAUACGACCGAUGGUAUGGCAGACUGUGCGAUAGGAUUUAUCAGUACGUCAUUGAGCAUGCGCAGAGAGGAGAUCCCGAGAGUAUCAUUAAAACGAUGGAUCGUUUCUGUCGUGAAGAGCAGUGGACGUUCUGCCUCGGUGACGAUAAAGCCCCCAUAGUGAGAAAGAUCGUGCAGGAAACGAAACCCAUGACGUGUCUCGAACUCGGUACUUUCGUCGGUUACUCGGCUAUCAACGCUGCUCGGGAACUUCUGGAAGGAUCUCGGUACCUGUGCGUGGAGGCCGAUGAAGAUAGGGCUUUUAUUGCCAGAAAGAUGGUCGAAUUUGCAGGAUUGCAAGAUGUGGUCCAAGUCAUAAAAGGCUUUUCCAACAAAGUGAUUCCAAAUCUAAAAGACGAAUUCAACAUCGACUCUUUCGAUUACGUGUUCAUCGAUCACGUCAAAUCUUUGUACAAAGCCGAUCUCAUCCUCCUGGAAGACCAUCGACUUGUGAGAAACGGAACCGUAGUCGUUGCGGACAAUAUGGUCAUACCAGGGUCGCCGAACUAUCUCGAGUACGUCCGAAAUUCACCGAAGUACGAAUCGGAAUACUUCGAGAGUUCUUUCGAGUUUACCAGUCUACCGGAUGGUAUUGAGAAAUCCAUAUUUGUGGGUUGAGAAUUACCUUAUCAAGCAAACUUUCAUGCCUUAUUGGUCUCACCAUUAUGAUUGAAAUGCGUUAGACUUUUCAUGUCUUAUCUUUUUUUUUUUUGUUCUUUAGCCUGUCAAAUUAUAGAAAAAUAAGAAACCUUGAUGGUAUUUUGACGAGAAAUAAUUAAUAUGGAAGUUUUCAGUCCUCUUAGAAAAAUAUCAGUCCUUGUGACUUGACCCAUGAGGAGUGGAAGUAGAUUGAAAAUUUGCUCUUUACAUCUUUGGGGACAAUUGAAUGUUUAAUCUGCAUGGUCUUCACUACAGAAAUAAUAGAUUGAUGACGUGAUCAACGAGAGUUUAACACAGCGUGAAAUAAAAGUUAGUGAAACCUUCUGUUUUUUUAAGAAGUCUGCCCCACCCUACCAUUUAUCCUGCACUGGGUGAUUGCAUGCACUGGCGUAACUACGGGGCACGCCCCCCCCCCCCCCCCCCAUCGUGAGAUACAUAUUCUUUGAAUGGCACAGUCCUUAAAAUGUCUUUUAGGUCAGUAUGCCUGGCUAAAGUGACUCAAUUUUUUUGCUGGUGACCCACGGUACACCUCUGAUUGCAUGGGCAAAAUAAUGCCAAAAAUUGUUGCAUUAACUUUACUAAGCCAAUAGUACUCACGAAACACGCAUGUUAUCCCAAAUAUUGGACAAGUUUUACCUUAGAAGUAGAAAGACUUCCGUGAUUUUCCUAACUUGUUGCUAUCAAGGCUUUAAACCGCCUAUGUGCCUCAAUGAAGAGUUUUUAGAGGAAUCCAAAUAGGCCAUUUAAGCCAACUUAGUGAUUCAAUAAUGUAAAUUAAUUGUCAAGGAAAAAAAUCAGCAUGAAUCGGUCUAUGUUUUAAUAUAUUUCUAAAGAAAUUGUUGACAUUAUUCAUUUCACUAUGUCGUAUGUUGAAUAGUCAGUAAGUACUAAGGGUGAUUUUACCUCCGUGAUGGUAAAGCAAUGAUAAUCCCUUGAUGUGUUCUUGGCUCCGAAACACAAGGUUAGCGAUUGAUCGCUAAAUGAAAUGGCCUAUCAUGAUCAUUAUUGCAUGCACAUUUUGCUCCGUAGACUGACUAGGAACCAAUCAGAAUUGUUCUUACAAAUUAGCGAUUAUCUUUGUGUUACGGAGCCCUUAUAAAAUUUACACUAUAUUCUUUCUGACAUAUAAGAUUACUCAUAUCCUACUUGAUGUAUCAAAUUUCUGUGCCAUUUUUUUCAUUAACUUUUCAAUGUGUUAUCACAUUUCAUUUAUUGAAAGCUUUUUAAGGAUACAUGUAAUUAUUUCAUAUCUGCAUCAAGGCCAAAGGCCGAAGCUUUUGAUUUUCUCUCUAUAUAUAUUUUUAUAUACAAUAUAUAAGUCGAUUAUUAUGUACAUGAUAUUACAUUUCAAACCAAUAGUAUUAUGAAUUCCAAGCUUGUCAUUAGUUCAAAGUAUUAUAUUCAGUAUUUGGUAUUAUUCAAGCUGACAAAUAAAAUCCAUGUGUUUCAUACAA